GAGCUGGACGGAGCGCCGUUGCCGCCGCUGUGGGAGUUGUUGCUAUCAAAACUAACAACAUAUUUCCUCUUUUUUUCGUGCAAUCUAUUUUGGAAGCAGGUUUGCUGCUCAAACUCAGCGGGGAAGUAAUUUUUUUGUUUUUGUUGACCGUUUAACCGCCACUAAGCGACCGCGACGAGUCAAGUGGGAACUCUUCACUGCAAUUAACUUGUGUUGGAUGUGUUUCUGAUGCUCUGACCGAUAGCCCACACUUUGUGGCUGUCUGUUGACGGUCUAUCGGCUUCAGUUUAUUUAUGUUUGUUGUUUUUCUUCGUCGGAGUACAUCGGAGCCUAUACAGAACAAACGCUGGAGUGAUAGAAGUGGCUCCAACCUUUUCAUUUCUCACCUGGUUCUUAUCCUCAACCCCCCGCUAGCUGCCUCCAGCUAAUGAGCCGUUUCCCUUGUUUUUCCGGUUGAUUAACGGCCGAGCUGCCGGUGGAGCGAAGAGGAGAGACACACACGGAGGAGCAGGGAUUCACAUUAAACGGUCAGUGAACUUGGACGGAGCGGAGAGGUGGUCGGUGGUCGAGUUUUGUAUCAAAUUAGCGGCAGCUGGUCCGAAUAAUAUCAGCCGAUGGAUUCGUCUCCGUGAUCUGGAGCUCCCAUCCCCAUCGUACCCUCAUUUGAUCCCCUAAUAACGGGAUUUUAGGAAGGAAACGGUCACAUCCUCCCUGAGAUAACCAUGUUUCCCCAGGGGCGACACCCGACGCCCCACCAGGCUCCAGGCCAGCCCUUCAAGUUCACCAUCCCAGAGUCACUGGACCGCAUCAAGGAGGAGUUCCAGUUUCUUCAGGCGCAGUACCACAGUCUUAAGCUGGAGUGUGAGAAGCUGGCCAGUGAAAAGACGGAGAUGCAAAGACACUACGUCAUGUACUAUGAGAUGUCCUAUGGCCUCAACAUCGAAAUGCACAAACAGACUGAGAUUGCCAAGAGACUAAACACCAUCUGUGCACAAGUCAUUCCCUUCCUCUCACAGGAGCAUCAGCAGCAGGUGGUUCAAGCUGUGGAGCGAGCCAAGCAGGUGACCAUGGCAGAGCUCAAUGCUGUCAUCGGGGUACGUGGACUGCCAGGGCUUCCACCUACACAGCAGCAUCUAUCCCAUAACCACGGUGGUGCACCUGUGCCUCUAACCCCUCACCCUGCCGGUCUCCACCCCUCUCAGCUGGGCGGUUCAGCUGGUCUUUUGGCUCUGUCAGGAGCACUCGGCGCUAUUCCUCCACAUCUUGCAGGAAAAGAUGGUGGGGAUAAAAAGCCCCACCUGUCUGGACCUGACUCACACCCCUCAGGACCUGAGCACCUGAGAGAGCGAGAGCCCGGCACAAGUAACUCACUGCUGCCAGAAAGUCUAAGGAACUCAGAUAAGCGACGAAACGGACCCGAGUUUCCAAAUGACACCAAGAAACGUAAGGUGGACGACAAGGACUCCAGCCACUAUGACAGCGAUGGAGAGAAAAGUGAUGAUAAUUUAGUGGUGGAUGUCUCAAAUGAGGAUCCUGCCUCGCCACGUGGGACACCUCUUCCCUCCCCUCGAGAAAAUGGCCUUGACAAAGCUCGCCUUCUCAAGAAAGACCCCUGCAGUCCAGCUUCUACUGCAUCAUCAGCUAGCUCAUCCUCACUUAAGUCCAAAGAGUUGUCAAUGCGAGACAAAGCAGGUACACCUGGGCUAAAGUCGAGCACACCCACGCCAAGAGGGGAUUCUACUCCUGGUCCAAGCUCCACUCCUGGUAUCAGGCCCAGUCUAUCUAAACCCCCCUCUAUGGAGAUACCACAUCCACCAACUGCAGGUUUGCGAACCCCUCUGGCUGUACCAGGGCCAUACCCAGGUGCAUUUGGUAUGUUGCCCCACGCAGCUGGGAUGAACGGGGAGCUGGCCGGUGCUGCAGGGGCUGCGGCCUAUGCUGCUGGACUGCACAACAUGUCACCUCAGAUGAGUGCUGCAGCUGCAGCUGCUGUAGCUGCUUACGGCCGUUCACCGAUGGUUGGUUUUGAUCCUCAUCCUCACAUGCGAGUUCCUGGAAUGCCUCCCAGUCUGACAGGAAUUCCUGGUGGCAAACCAGCUUACUCCUUUCACGUGGCAGCCGACGGACAGAUGCAGCCGGUUCCGUUCCCCCCAGACGCUUUGGUUGGCCCAGGAAUUCCUCGCCACGCCCGCCAGAUCAACACGCUGAACCAUGGAGAGGUGGUGUGUGCAGUGACCAUCAGCAACCCCACCAGACAUGUUUACACUGGAGGAAAGGGAUGUGUGAAGGUGUGGGACAUAAGUCACCCAGGAAACAAGAGCCCGGUGUCACAGCUAGACUGUCUGAAUCGAGACAACUACAUCCGCUCCUGUCGUCUACUCCCCGAUGGUCGGACCCUCAUUGUGGGAGGCGAGGCGAGCACACUGUCAAUCUGGGAUUUGGCCACACCUACCCCCAGGAUUAAAGCAGAGUUAACAUCCUCGGCACCAGCAUGUUACGCUCUGGCCAUCAGCCCCGACUCCAAGGUCUGCUUCUCCUGCUGCAGUGAUGGAAACAUCGCAGUGUGGGAUUUACACAACCAGACACUAGUCAGGCAGUUCCAGGGCCACACAGAUGGAGCCAGCUGUAUCGACAUCUCCAAUGAUGGCACCAAGCUGUGGACCGGAGGCCUCGAUAACACGGUCCGCUCCUGGGAUCUGAGAGAGGGGCGGCAGCUGCAACAGCAUGACUUCACAUCACAGAUCUUCUCUCUUGGCUACUGUCCGACAGGAGAGUGGCUCGCUGUGGGAAUGGAGAGCAGCAAUGUUGAGGUCCUUCAUGUCACCAAGCCUGACAAAUAUCAGCUUCAUCUGCAUGAGAGCUGUGUACUCUCUCUGCAGUUUGCCUAUUGUGGUAAAUGGUUUGUGAGCACAGGCAAGGACAACCUACUGAACGCAUGGAGAACGCCGUAUGGAGCCAGCAUAUUCCAGUCUAAAGAAUCGUCUUCUGUGUUGAGCUGUGACAUAAGUGUGGACGACAAGUACAUAGUCACUGGUUCAGGAGACAAAAAGGCCACUGUCUAUGAGGUCAUCUACUAGAAACAUGGACAUACAGCUGAGAGACAUUUCCCCACAAACUCAGCAUUUUUGGAUAAACUUCUCAUGGAGCAGAAUUGUGCAGAUGGAGUGACCUUGGUGGCACUUCUUUCUGUCACAUUCAGAAAAAAAGGAGACUGACACUUGACAUGCAGAAAUCAACUGUGCCUGGUUAUACAGCUCCAUUUGAACUAACAGCAGCUGGAUUUUCAAUUAAAGGAGAGGAACUUUAUUGAUGUUUGUGUUGCUAUUGUUUUCUGCACAAACAAACUGCACUGGGACCACUUACAGGGACCCCAAAACUGACUGGACCAAAGGGGGCGCUGUUCUGUUCUGACUGGGACUAAUGCUGGACAUCAGAUUUAAAACACAUGUGACCUGGAGAACAAACAAUCAAACAAGGUGGCUGAAUAAGUGGAUAAAUGGCUGCCAGAAGGAGGAAACUGUGGAUACAAAUGGAGAGUAUUAUGGAGGAAGAAAAACAUCACUUACAGACUGCUACACGUGUUGGCUUAUAUUCUGUCCUGGACUGAUAAUGCCCACAGCCUGUUGAUCUCUAAGCUCUGACUCUCUGACCUUCGAACCUCAGCUUGCUGUUCUGAAACGCCUACACUGUCUGAAAAGUACCUUUUCUGUCUUAACAGUAAGUCUUAUCUCAACAACUGCACUGUAGUGUUAGCCGUCCACCUACACGCUCUGUACACUUACAGAUUGUCAUUGCAGCUGAAAAGAUACUGGAGGCCAUGUUUAUUGUUUGGUUGUUGUUGAUGUAUUGUGAUGGGUUAGCUGGAUCCUGAACUUGAAGCAAAGGGUGUUUUUAUAUUUCUUCAUUGAUGUAUUGGGAGAAGAAAAUAGCAAAUCAAGCCAAGAGAAGAUAGAACAAGUCUUAAUUUUGGUCGUUUUUGUCUCCUCUCUUCCAUUUAAUUCUGCUUAGGAGACCAAUUAGUUGAGACAUGAAGGUAAUAAAAAUGUUAGUUAGUGAAUUAAUGCUAUUACAGAAAUUUUCCUCCCCUUGUGACCUGUUUGUACUCCACGAACAGCAUAAGCCUUCGUGUUUGAGCUUCUUUGAACAUCUUUCUUGUCUCAUGCUCGUAAUUGAUCUUCACUGUGUGUCAGCAGCUUUCUGUGACUGUUAUUAUCACUGAAUUGACAUUUCUUUAAUUAUUGAUUAUCAAUGAAAUUGAAGUAGCUUCAGGUUUAAAAAUAGCCUUCUUCAUGCGUAUUUACUUAUUGGACUCAAGCCAUGGCCUGUGCUUUUACUGCAGCUAUUUGUGUAUGCUCCAUUAAAAAAAUAAGCUCCUAGAAUCAGGUCAUAACGAUUGAAAUUAUGGCCUGGAAUUGAUUAGUCCUUUAAUUUAAAAUAAAUAAAUGCUACUAUCUUUUUUUUUUUUUAA
Molecule: messenger RNA, 4468 nt
Organism: Cheilinus undulatus (humphead wrasse)
Lineage: Eukaryota; Metazoa; Chordata; Actinopteri; Labriformes; Labridae
Product: transducin-like enhancer protein 1
Exons: 20
Coding region: 723-3077 (784 amino acids)
Biological process (GO): negative regulation of canonical Wnt signaling pathway; regulation of DNA-templated transcription
Cellular component (GO): transcription regulator complex; nucleus
Molecular function (GO): transcription corepressor activity; protein binding
Source: RefSeq, a predicted model, not a curated record